AUGGCCCUGGUAAGUACGGGUGAGCCAGCGGCCAAGAGGCAAAAGUAUACCGGCGGCGCGGAGCUUGUCCCAGCACUUCAGGAGCAGCUUAUCCAUGUUCAGCAUGUGAACAGAAAAAGUGGCCUUUUCGGGCCCACAAUGUUGCUGACUGGUCACGAGGGAGAGGUGUUUUGCGCAGAGUUCUCUCCUGAUGGACGAGCCUUAGCCACUGGCUCCUUUGACAAAUCCCUGUACCUCUGGCACGUUUACGGCGAAUGCGAAAACUAUGGCGUCAUGAAGGGCCACGCAAAUGCCGUCCUUGAGGUUCACUGGAAACAUGAUGGUACUCAGCUGUAUACCUGCUCCGCAGACAAGAGCGUUUGUGUUUGGGACCCCGAAUCCGGCAAGCGCUUGAAGAAACUCAACGGGCACACCGCCAUCGUGAAUAGUAUGCAGACUUCCCGACGUGGCGUUCCAUACCUGGUAAGUGGAGGAGAUGAUGGUACCACGAAGUUGUGGGAUUUGCGCGUUCGGCGAUGUGUGCACACCUUUGAGCAUCAGUACCAAAUCCUGGCCGUCUCCUUUGAUGACACCGCAGAACGCAUCUUCUCAGGGUCAUUGGACAAUACUGUCCUGAUCUACGACAUGAGGAUGCGAGACCAAGACCCAGAGGUGCUGGAGGGCCAUGGCGACAGUAUUACCGGCCUGGAUGUCUCCAAGGAUGGGAACUUCUUGGCGACAAAUUCCAUGGACAACACGGUACGCAUUUGGGACGUUCGGCCCUUCGCUGGCCAAAGGAAUAGAUGCCUCCGAAUCAUGCGAGGUGCGACACAUAAUUUCGAGAAGAACCUCUUGCGUGUUCGCUGGUCCGAGAAGGAUGCGCUGCUUGCAGCCGGAUCAGCAUGCCAGAACGUGAACAUUUGGGACAUGAAGAUGCUUCAGCUCGCAUACAGGCUCCCAGGACACACGGGCAGUGUGAACGAGGUCUGCUUCCAUCCCAAGGAGCCCAUCAUUGCCUCGGUCGCCUCCGACAGGAUGGUCUUCAUGGGCGAGCUUGGCGACUGA
Cladocopium goreaui is the source of this 1044-nucleotide messenger RNA. Lineage: Eukaryota; Dinophyceae; Suessiales; Symbiodiniaceae. The record is from the annotation of a GenBank genome assembly.